CAGAAUGAUCAUCAGUCAUUGUCAUACACAGAUGUGGCUGUUGGUUGUAGCAGUAGCAGUAUCACUGGGGGUGUCAGGGUCAGAGACCUCACACCGAUCCGAGGCCCAGUCCCAGACCCUCCAGGCCCUCCACUGUCCGCCCUGUGAGAGGAUCCACUGCACCCACCGCCGGGCCCUGAAGCUCCAGUGUAAAGGUGGCCUGACCACUGGGGUCUGUGGCUGCUGCCCAGCCUGUGCCAGGACAGCUGGGGAGAGCUGUGGUGGGACCUGGGACUACCUGGGCAAGUGUGACGAGGGGCUGGUGUGUGUCUACCAGGAGUCUGUCUCGGCUGCUGAGGGAAUACCAGACGUAGAGGAACGUAAAGGUAUCUGUAAAGCAGUGCUGGAGACCCUGGAUGUGGAGUCCUGUCGCCCAGAAUGCACCUGGGAGUACUGUCAGGCCAAUCCUAAUGAGGUGUGCUCUGCCAGGUCAGUGUCCCUGGAGAAGCAGGAGUGUCAUGGUACCUGCCAGCACACGUCAUGCUCCAGCUGUCUGGUCUUGAGACCCCCAUCCUCAGCCUCCUGCCCACAGACCUGUGCCCCCUCAGACCCCACCUGCCUGCACCGCUUUGGGAGGUGUGUUCACAACCACCUGGCCGAGCCCCACCGUCACCACCACCACCCCAUCUGCCACCACAACCUACAGAGUAAUGCGGAGGGGUAUCUUGUGUGCUUGGUGCCUGGAUGUCUGAACUGAUGCUUUGAGAAGAAACUCCUGACUAAAAUGUUCACUGAUACAGUGUGUUACAGAUACUGAAUGGCAGCUAUUUUCAAAUACAUUAUUUGAAUAACUUGACAAUAAUAUUUUUUUUUGUGUUAUAUACAAUGCCUGUGUACAUUUUUCAAUGUAAUAAAUUGACUGCAUCUUGAA
This is a messenger RNA of Oncorhynchus keta (chum salmon), 910 nucleotides long. RefSeq names its product IGFBP domain-containing protein. Gene Ontology annotation, molecular function: insulin-like growth factor binding. The coding region runs from base 5 to 736 and encodes 243 amino acids. The transcript is spliced from 4 exons. Lineage: Eukaryota; Metazoa; Chordata; Actinopteri; Salmoniformes; Salmonidae. Gene Ontology annotation, biological process: regulation of cell growth; regulation of signal transduction. The record is from RefSeq and is a predicted model, not a curated record. Gene Ontology annotation, cellular component: extracellular region.